AUGGUGUUCAAGAAGGUUCCGCGCAUCGAUCACAUGCGCGUGUUUGGUGCGCAAUGCUAUGCGCAUGUGGCGAAGGAGAAGAGAAAGAAGCUGGACGACUCAGGCGUGCGAUGUUUCUUUCUCGGCUAUGAGAAGGACCAAAAGGCGUAUCGGCUUCUCAACGCGGACGAUGGCUCGAUCGUGAUUUCAAGAAGCGUCACGUUCGCUGAGCAUUCUGUCACGAAAGCAUCGAAAAGCAGAGACACGCAGGUCUUCGAUGUCAUUGAAGAAGAUGAAAGUGUGGAGGCGUCGCUAACCGAUGAUGAAGACAUACCAGCGCCGGUGACCGAAGAAGAGCUGCGCACCCCACCACUUCGAGCGCAGAACAGCUCUCAUCACGGACCAAGUGUUCGACCAAGCGACACCAUUCCUACGCGCGCAUCCAGCACACCCGGAAGAAAUGGAGAAGAAGAGUGGAUGGUGCGACCGGUUCGAAAGAAGCGCGGCGUGGUUCGCUACGAACAAGAAUUUCCAAGCCAUCGUCGCGGUCGCUUCAAUUUGGACGACUACGAAGGUGACUUCGACUCUUUCUACUGUUUCUCGGCUGAAGAAGAUGGGGAACAAGCGUCCAGCUAUCGAGAAGUGAUGAAGAGCGGCUACAAGGAGCAGUGGCUCCAGGCAAUGAAGAGUGAGAUGAAGUCGCUUGAAGAACACAGCACAUGGAAGCUAAUGGACAUGCCACCGGGCAAGAAGGCCGUUGGCUGCAAGUGGGUCUUCAAGAUUAAACGCGAUCCAAGUGGCGAGAUCAUCAAGUUCAAGGCACGCUUGGUUGCGAAAGGGUUCACGCAGCUGUUGGCGAUCGCUGCAGCCGAAGACCUGGAAGCAGAAAACGUUGAUGUCGACACAGCGUUUCUCUACGGCGAAGUGGAGGAGGAGAUCUACAUGGACCAACCUGACGGUUUUGAAGAUGAAGGAAGCCCGAAUAAGAAGUGUUUGCUGCAGAAGGCGCUAUACGGGACGAAGCAAGCGGCGCGGCAGUGGAACAACAAGUUGAGUCAGCACUUGGUUGAUCAAGGAUUCAAGAGCAGUACAGCGGACCCGUGUGUUUCGUUCGAGUGA
Molecule: messenger RNA, 1098 nt
Organism: Peronospora matthiolae
Lineage: Eukaryota; Oomycota; Peronosporomycetes; Peronosporales; Peronosporaceae
Source: the annotation of a GenBank genome assembly